Cladophialophora immunda is the source of this 2157-nucleotide messenger RNA. RefSeq lists its product as uncharacterized. The coding region runs from base 351 to 1913 and encodes 520 amino acids. Gene Ontology annotation, biological process: transcription-coupled nucleotide-excision repair; proteasome-mediated ubiquitin-dependent protein catabolic process; protein polyubiquitination. NCBI's taxonomy places the organism in Eukaryota, Fungi, Ascomycota, Eurotiomycetes, Chaetothyriales, Herpotrichiellaceae. Gene Ontology annotation, cellular component: Cul4A-RING E3 ubiquitin ligase complex; nucleotide-excision repair complex. Gene Ontology annotation, molecular function: protein binding. The transcript has a single exon. The record is from RefSeq and is a predicted model, not a curated record.
GGUGACUCGCCCAGACAACACAUUCUUACAAUGCAACUCAAACAAGUCACAAGGCCACCAGCUGUAUAAAGUUGACUUAAAGGACAGCUCCUAGAACGGCAAUACGUCAGACGACGAGGGAAUGGCAUCAUAGAGCAAGAAAUGCGGGGAAAUGCCUGUCAGACCAAAACAUCCGCACAUCCUGGUGCUUCUGGAGCCUUAUUGCUUGGCCAUCCCGCACUCACAAUCCUCCCUCUUGAUCAUCACGUCCUGAGUGAUCUCAACCCCAGGGUCAGCUCCAGUACAUUCAUCUAUCGGCUCUACGUUAUUGCUGUCGCGAGGAAGCACCGCCGUCCGCGUCUCGCUGAUGCAUGAAUCAACUCCGCUUGGGCCGGUGCCUCGGCACGGUCUCGUCGUCGUCCUUCAGGCGAAGUCAUAACGAGAGCCUGAUUCACAGCCUUGGUCAUCGGAAAGACAUCACUUUCGUGUGGGUGACGACAGAGCCAGGAUCUCAGCAGGAUGAUGCCGGCCCAGGAAGCGGAGGAGGAUUACCUCCCUAUAUUGCCCACCAAGCCGGCGUAAAUUGCCUUGCCAUCGACGAGAAUGAAGGCCGCUAUCUCCUUUCAGGAGGGGCGGAUUCUUCCAUCCGGCUGUGGGAUCUCGAGGAGCACGAAUCGUCAUCAUCGGCGUUCGUCUCAGGGACUGCAAUAACGAAAUACACCCCUCAGGCAACACUGUCCAAAAGCACCCCCGACUCCCAUACUCACGCUCUCACCUCAAUCUCAAUCUACCCAUUCGACCCUUCCCCGUCCACCCUUCUCACAACGUCCUAUGACAAAACGCUCAAAAUCACGUCGAUAACCCCGUCCGCUCUUACGCCCGUCCACACCUUCUCCCUUGACUUUCUCCCCUACACGCACUGCCUCUCGCGGCUUCCGGAUUCCUCGCCCUUGAUCGCCGUCGGCACAGCCCACCCAGCCAUCCGCCUUCUCGACCUCCGCUCAGGUCUCUCCACGCACUCUCUCGCCGGGCCCAACGGCGCCGUCUACAGCCUAUCUUGGUCCCCCAAGCAGUCGCACAUCCUCGCCUCCGGCUCCGCCGACGGGCGCGUGCUCUUCUACGACAUCCGCCGGGCGAACGCCGCCUUUGCUUCCUUGGACCUCGACGACGCGGUCGGCGUGAUCGGCGUAUCUGCCACCACCGGGGCAGGAGCUCGUCGCGAGUUGUUAGACUUCAACGCCCUCGCGCAUAAUGGUCCCGUGACUAGCGUGCAAUGGUCGCCGAUGGGCGACAAGAUCAUCACCACGGGCCACGACCAACGCAUUCGCGUCUGGGACGCCGCUUCGGGCCGCAACGACCUGGUGCAUUACGGCCCGCGGAUCAGGAACGAGAGGCAAGGCGAACUGAGACCUUUGAUCUCUCCACGGGGAUAUCACGGCGUGGGGAAGGAGAUGCUAUGGUGGCCGAACGACGACGGCAGGGGCAUGGUGUUCCAGCACCACCUGAGAGAGGGCAAUUUGGUCAGGAUUCUCAAGACGGAAGGGAUCAGGGUGUCCGACGCGCAGCGCGCCAGCGCGAAGAGGGGCAGCAGAAAAGGCGGCCCGGGUGGUACGGCUGGGGGCGGCAGCGGAAGCAACGUCGCGAGACUGACUAGUGGAGGACGAAUCAACGCGAUGGUCUGGCGGGUUAACGCUCCCGUGGGGGAGGGAGUGGAGAUGUACACGGCCCAUGGGGACGGGAGGAUCUGCUCAUGGAUGCCUCCUCAGACAGACGAGGACGAGGCUGAAGGAGAACAAGGAUCUACCAGGGCUGAGCCGAGCAAUGGCAAGGCUGCUCUGGUCCUGGACGAGGCCGACCAAAGGAAGAAACGCAAGCGAGAUCUCGUGGAGGAUUUGAUAUCAGGCUUGACAAAGAAGCCCAUCACCUUCUCCUAGCUCGGGGAAGGUAAAGUACUAGAGCCCGCGCAAGGGAUGCGCCGGAACCAACAAAGCUCGACCAAAAAAAUCAUAUUCCUGACCCGUGCUUUCUAAGUGUACAGCUGAUUUCUCUGGGGUUGGCUGACUGCGGCAGUCUGGUUUCCGCCGGCCAGGUUGGAAAAGAGCAAUACAACAUCCUUGAACACCUAUGUACCAUAUAUUUCGCCUACGUUCCCAAUGUCAUGAUAUCGUUAUACUGUAC